Guillardia theta CCMP2712 is the source of this 2835-nucleotide messenger RNA. RefSeq lists its product as hypothetical. Lineage: Eukaryota; Cryptophyceae; Pyrenomonadales; Geminigeraceae. The coding region runs from base 1 to 2835 and encodes 944 amino acids. The transcript has a single exon. The record is from RefSeq and is a predicted model, not a curated record.
AUGUUAGUUCACAAGCAAAAUGCAAACUUUCUAACAAUAUUCCUGGCGGUGAUUCAACGUAUUUUCCUCGAAUUUCGGUCGGAAUUGUUUUCUGUCAAGCUGCACUACACGAGUUGGGUUCUUGUUCAUACAAACAACAGGGUUGCUAGGGCAAACUCAUCCAUCUCCACAAACCUCUGGAGGAAACGGCUCAAGAAGACAGCAAUAGCACGGUGGAGUAGCUACUCUCGAAGUAAACAGAGCAAAAUAGCGGCAACAGAGAAUUACAACAAGAGAAAAUUACAAAUCAUCCUUUUUCAUUGGAAACAAAGAUGUUCAGAUUCGAAAGAUAACAGAGAUCAGAAAUUACGAGUCAAGAACAAGGUUACAAAGCAAAGACACUUGCAAACGAUACGUCAAUGGUGGGUCCUCGUAAAUCAUAGGAAUCAUGCGAAAAGGAUCGGGAAAGUCGUGGCGGUACGGCGGAGGAGGGAUCAAGGGUAUGCAGCGCUUGCUGCGUGGGCGGCGGGCACGAGGGAGCGGCGGCAGGGCGAGCGGGCAGCCGCGAGGGCGAGACAGAAGGGAGAGGCAGGCCUGCAGAGGAGGGCGCUAGAGGGCUGGUACGAGGCAGCAAGCGCAACAGAUGGGGACCGGCUAGUCCAGACAGGGAGGAGGCGACGGAGGCUGAGGACUCUGCGGGAGGGGCUGGGAAGAUGGGCGAGGGCGGCGGGAGACGGGCAGAGGACACGAGCGGUCUUGGCACGAGCCGGGAGGCAGCGGGGACGUCGGGAGGUAUGGGAGGUACUCAGAGGCUGGAGAGGCUUGGCGAGACACGGGAAGCAGGUAGGAAGGAUAGGAGGAGUCGUGGCGGUACGGCGGAGGAGGGAUCAAGGGUAUGCAGCGCUUGCGGCGUGGGCGGCAGGCACGAGGGAGCGGCGGCAGGGCGAGCGGGCAGCCGCGAGGGCGAGACAGAAGGGAGAGGCAGGCCUGCAGAGGAGGGCGCUAGAGGGCUGGUACGAGGCAGCAAGCGCAACAGAUGGGGACCGGCUAGUCCAGACAGGGAGGAGGCGACGGAGGCUGAGGACUCUGCGGGAGGGGCUGGGAAGAUGGGCGAGGGCGGCAGGAGACGGGCAGAGGACACGAGCGGUCUUGGCACGAGCCGGGAGGCAGCGGGGACGUCGGGAGGUAUGGGAGGUACUCAGAGGCUGGAGAGGCUUGGCGAGACACGGGAAGCAGGUAGGAAGGAUAGGAGGAGUCGUGGCGGUACGGCGGAGGAGGGAUCAAGGGUAUGCAGCGCUUGCGGCGUGGGCGGCGGGCACGAGGGAGCGGCGGCAGGGCGAGCGGGCAGCCGCGAGGGCGAGACAGAAGGGAGAGGCAGGCCUGCAGAGGAGGGCGCUAGAGGGCUGGUACGAGGCAGCAAGCGCAACAGAUGGGGACCGGCUAGUCCAGACAGGGAGGAGGCGACGGAGGCUGAGGACUCUGCGGGAGGGGCUGGGAAGAUGGGCGAGGGCGGCAGGAGACGGGCAGAGGACACGAGCGGUCUUGGCACGAGCCGGGAGGCAGCGGGGACGUCGGGAGGUAUGGGAGGUACUCAGAGGCUGGAGAGGCUUGGCGAGACACGGGAAGCAGGUAGGAAGGAUAGGAGGAGUCGUGGCGGUACGGCGGAGGAGGGAUCAAGGGUAUGCAGCGCUUGCGGCGUGGGCGGCGGGCACGAGGGAGCGGCGGCAGGGCGAGCGGGCAGCCGCGAGGGCGAGACAGAAGGGAGAGGCAGGCCUGCAGAGGAGGGCGCUAGAGGGCUGGUACGAGGCAGCAAGCGCAACAGAUGGGGACCGGCUAGUCCAGACAGGGAGGAGGCGACGGAGGCUGAGGACUCUGCGGGAGGGGCUGGGAAGAUGGGCGAGGGCGGCAGGAUACGGGCAGAGGACACGAGCGGUCUUGGCACGAGCCGGGAGGCAGCGGGGACGUCGGGAGGUAUGGGAGGUACUCAGAGGCUGGAGAGGCUUGGCGAGACACGGGAAGCAGGUAGGAAGGAUAGGAGGAGUCGUGGCGGUACGGCGGAGGAGGGAUCAAGGGUAUGCAGCGCUUGCGGCGUGGGCGGCAGGCACGAGGGAGCGGCGGCAGGGCGAGCGGGCAGCCGCUGGGGCAAUCAGGAUUUGCAAUCUUGGAUUUCAGCUGCUUAUUCGUGAUUUGGUGUUGUUUUCGUUUUCUGGCUUCAGGGAGAUGUGCUCUUUUGUCUCAUCUCCUAUGCUUCUUUGUCUUGUGUUUCUAUAUUUGUGGUCUGGAAGGGGGAGGUUGCGUCGCCAAGUUCAAUGCAUGAAAGCUCAUCACACGGUUCGCAACAUUAAGUUGGUUUUCAGGAGUUGGUGCACCUACUCGACCAGGAAUGCUGAUUCAAAGGCCGUGGUUUUCCAGAUCAGCCAACGGCAAAGGUUUUUGCUCUAUCGCAAGUGCUUUAUGUUCUGGCGCAGACAAUUGUACUUGAACGUUCGUGCUUUGUACGUUCUUGCUGAGGCGCUCAAAAUGAAUGACAAUGCAGCGGGGGCCAUGCAUGUUCUCAACCACAUCACGUGGUUCCAGGUGCAUGAAGGAUCAUGUCGUGAGUACAUCCGCCUUUGCAUGAAGGCGCGGGGGCAUAUAUCAGAGCAUCUGCAAGAGACCUGCUUGCUCCGAGACUCAGAGGCCUUAGACAGUGCUACGAGCCCCCUCAAGGCGGGGAUAGACAGCCCUGUUGUCUCUGCCCGUCUUCUGCAACUAGUUCUCGACGCUAAUCGCAACAGCGCAUCAAGAGGAGUUAGUCAACAAUCAAUGUCGACUAGUGUCAAGUUAAAUUUCAGCCUUGAAGAAGAGAUGGCCUAG